CCUAACAGCAAAGUUCACUUACAGAGAAAAGAAGAGUAUUUGAGGGAUAGUAGACAUUAUUUGGACAUCUCUGAGGACCUAACCUUGAGUUGGUCUUAGCUUCGUGGCAACAGGAAAUCUUCAGGAUUCUCUUUGGAAUGAACACCUUUGGGGUGGAAGAUAUUGACCUUUGGAGUAGACCUGAGACUCAGUGCUGUGGACUGGAGAAGCCUGUUUUGUAGAAGUUGCACAUCCUUCUGAACCCAUGGCUUGACUCUAGAAGCCCCCAUUAGAGGCGAGCGAGCCGCUGGGUGCAGGCAGGCGACGUGCUGCCCGGCUAGGCUGCCCGGGGGAGAUGACUUCUCGCCAGGAGGACGCCUCUGGAAAGAAGACCACAGAGGGAGCAAAGUUUCAGGGCAGCUGAGGAGCCUUGGUCGCAGCCCUUCCGAGCCCAAUCUCCUCCCUGGCUAUGGAGGGCGGACUUUAAAAUGAAUUCCGAUCUGGACACCGGCCACAACACAUCAGCACCUGCCCACUGGGGAGAGUUGAAAGAUGCCAACUUCACUGGCCCCAACCAGACCUCGAGCAACUCCACACUGCCCCAGCUGGACGUCACCAGGGCCAUCUCUGUGGGCCUGGUGCUGGGCGCCUUCAUCCUCUUUGCCAUCGUGGGCAACAUCUUGGUCAUCCUGUCGGUGGCCUGCAACCGGCACCUGCGGACGCCCACCAACUACUUCAUUGUCAACCUGGCCAUUGCUGACCUGCUGUUGAGCUUCACAGUCCUGCCCUUCUCCGCUACCCUGGAAGUGCUCGGCUACUGGGUGCUGGGGCGCAUCUUCUGUGACAUCUGGGCAGCGGUAGAUGUCCUGUGCUGCACGGCCUCCAUCCUGAGCCUAUGCGCCAUCUCCAUCGAUCGCUACAUUGGGGUGCGAUACUCUCUGCAGUAUCCCACGCUGGUCACCCGCAGGAAGGCCAUCUUGGCGCUCCUCAGUGUGUGGGUCUUGUCCACUGUCAUCUCCAUCGGGCCUCUCCUGGGAUGGAAAGAACCUGCGCCCAAUGAUGACAAAGAAUGCGGGGUCACAGAAGAACCCUUCUACGCCCUCUUUUCCUCCCUGGGCUCCUUCUACAUCCCACUCGCGGUCAUCUUGGUCAUGUACUGCCGGGUCUACAUCGUGGCCAAGAGGACCACCAAGAAUCUGGAGGCGGGAGUCAUGAAGGAAAUGUCCAACUCCAAGGAGCUGACCCUGAGGAUCCACUCCAAGAACUUUCAUGAGGACACCCUCAGCAGUACCAAGGCCAAGGGCCACAACCCCAGGAGUUCCAUAGCUGUCAAACUUUUUAAGUUCUCCAGGGAAAAGAAAGCAGCCAAAACCUUGGGCAUUGUAGUCGGAAUGUUCAUCUUAUGUUGGCUCCCCUUCUUCAUCGCUCUCCCGCUUGGCUCCCUGUUCUCCACCCUAAAACCCCCGGACGCCGUGUUCAAGGUGGUGUUCUGGCUGGGCUACUUCAACAGCUGCCUCAACCCCAUCAUCUACCCGUGCUCCAGCAAGGAGUUCAAGCGCGCCUUCAUGCGUAUCCUUGGGUGCCAGUGCCGCGGUGGCCGCCGCCGCCGUCGCCGUCGCCGUCUAGGCGGCUGCGCUUACACCUACCGGCCGUGGACCCGCGGCGGCUCGCUGGAGAGAUCGCAGUCACGGAAGGACUCUCUGGAUGACAGCGGCAGCUGCAUGAGCGGCAGCCAGCGGACCCUGCCCUCGGCGUCGCCCAGCCCGGGCUACCUGGGUCGAGGAACGCAGCCACCCGUGGAGCUGUGCGCCUUCCCGGAGUGGAAACCCGGGGCGCUGCUUAGCCUGCCAGAGCCUUCUGGCCGCCGCGGUCGCCUCGACUCCGGGCCACUCUUCACCUUCAAGCUCCUGGGCGAGCCUGAGAGUCCAGGCACCGAAGGCGAAGCCAGCAACGGGGGCUGCGACACCACGACCGACCUGGCCAAUGGGCAGCCAGGCUUCAAGAGCAACAUGCCCCUGGCGCCCGGGCACUUUUAGGGUCCCUUUCCAUCCACCCCCCAACACACACACAUCAGGGUGGGAGAACACCAUCGUGGGGGGCGGGAGGGCGCGUGGGGGGAGUGUCAGCCCUGGGUAGACACAGAGUCGCAAGGGGUCAAGGGGGGAGGGGGGCGGGGAGAGGGGCAGCUGCUUUUCUGGCAGGGGCAUGGGUGCCAGGUACAGCGAAGAGCUGGGCUGAGCAUGCUGAGAGCCUGGGGGCUCCCCACCCCCGACACAGACCGGGACUUAAGUCUCUCUCUCUUCUCUCUCUGUAUAUACAUAAAAUGAGUUCCUCUAUACGUAUUUAUCUGUGGGUACACGUGCGUGUGUCUGUUCGGUGUACGUGUGGGCUGCAUGGGUGGUGCGUGUGUGAGGCCUGCCCGCACGAGCGUGCCAGGGGCAGAGCGAGUGUGGCCCCUGGUGAUGUCCAGGUGUGUUGUUUGUCUCUUGACUUUGUACCUCUCAAGCCCCUCCCUGUUCUCUAGUCAAUGCUGACACUUUGAUAGGGUCGGAAAACAAGUCAGAUAUUAAAGAUCAUUUCUCCUGUG
Molecule: messenger RNA, 2566 nt
Organism: Grammomys surdaster
Lineage: Eukaryota; Metazoa; Chordata; Mammalia; Rodentia; Muridae
Gene: Adra1b
Product: adrenoceptor alpha 1B
Exons: 5
Coding region: 468-2015 (515 amino acids)
Biological process (GO): phospholipase C-activating G protein-coupled receptor signaling pathway; positive regulation of cytosolic calcium ion concentration; cell-cell signaling
Cellular component (GO): membrane
Molecular function (GO): alpha1-adrenergic receptor activity
Source: RefSeq, a predicted model, not a curated record